Messenger RNA from Strigops habroptila (Kakapo), 6725 nucleotides. Its product is annotated as G-protein coupled receptor 12-like. Gene Ontology annotation, cellular component: membrane. The coding region runs from base 290 to 1327 and encodes 345 amino acids. Lineage: Eukaryota; Metazoa; Chordata; Aves; Psittaciformes; Psittacidae. Gene Ontology annotation, biological process: G protein-coupled receptor signaling pathway. Gene Ontology annotation, molecular function: G protein-coupled receptor activity. The transcript is spliced from 3 exons. The record is from RefSeq and is a predicted model, not a curated record.
CUCCACCCCUUUCCGUGCUGCUCAUGUCACACAACGGCGCGCAGUCACGCGGCUGCCAGCCCCAGACUUGGAUCAUGAAUAUAAGUGAAGACUUUGACGUCAGAGUUGAGAUUUAUCAGCAGAUCCAAUGGGGCAGGAAUAUUAAGUGCAAGUCGAUGCCAGCUAUCUGCCAACGUUAUUAGCAAUGCUCGCCGAGGAAUGAGGCUUAACACCAAGGGCUGGAAGGACUGGGAAGGGAAAAAAUAAAGACGGGGGGAAACAAGCUGAUCCUCGAGCAUUAAAGCCAGCGAUGCUGCACGGCCCCGCCGCCAUGGGGGAGCCGUGGCAGCCGCAGCCGCAGCAGCAGCGGCUCCCGGGGCUUGGCAACGCCUCGGAGCCCAGCGCCUGGCCGGGGACGGCGGCACCGGGUGGUGGUGGCGGCGGCGGGGCCGGUGCCGGGGAGACCGUCAGCCCCUGGGACAUCGCGCUCUGCGCCACGGGGACGGCGGUGGCGGGGGAAAACGCGCUGGUGCUGGCCGUGCUCUUCUACACGCCGAGCCUGCGGGCGCCCAUGUUCCUGCUGAUCGGCAGCCUGGCCCUGGCCGAUCUCCUGGCCGGGCUGGGGCUUGUGGCCAACUUCGCCGUGCGGUACCUGCUGCGGCCGCCCAGCGAGGCGGCGGAGCUGGGGGCUGCGGGGCUGCUGCUCGCCGCCUUCUCCGCCUCGGUCUGCAGCCUGCUGGCCAUCACAGUGGACCGCUACCUGUCGCUGUACAACGCGCUCACCUACCACAGCGAGCGCACGCUGGGCUUCACCUGCGCCAUGGUGCUGCUUAUGUGGCUGCUGUGCCUCGGCGUGGGGCUGCUGCCCCUCCUGGGCUGGAACUGCCUGCGGGACCAGAGCGCCUGCAGCAUCCUGCGGCCCGUCACCAAGGACAACGCGGCGGUGCUGGCCGUCACCUUCCUGCUCCUCUUCGCCCUCAUGAUGCAGCUCUACCUGCAGAUCUGCAAGAUCGCCUUCCGGCACGCCCAGCAGAUCGCCGUGCAGCACCAGUUCAUCGCCACGGCGCAGGCCACCUCCACCCGCAAAGGGCUCUCCACCCUCUCGCUCAUCCUAGGCACCUUCGCCCUGUGCUGGAUCCCCUUCGCAAUCUACUCCCUUGUGGCCGAUUCCAGCUACCCCGUGGUCUACACCUACUCGCUGGCGCUGCCCGCCACCUGCAACUCCCUCAUCAACCCCAUCAUUUACGCCUUCAGAAACCCAGACAUCCAGAAGUCGCUGUGGCUGGCCUGCUGCGGGUGCAUCCCCUCCACGUUCUCCUCCAGACCAAGGACAUCCAGCGAUGUGUGAGGACUGAGCACGGAGCGAGAGGCGCUCCCUUGCUCUCCUCCUCCUCCUCCUUUUCCCCUCUGUCGUUAUCGUUUCCUACCGGGAGGAACCCCCCCGGGCAGCACAUCUCGUUCCAUGAAAAGACGGCCAAAAAGAGAGAGGGAAAAAAAAGGGAGAAGGGAAAAAAAAGGGGGAAAGAAAGAGAGAGAGUAGAAUGAUAAUGGUUUCCUUUAGAAAUGUUAUUUUCUUACACAUUUUAUUUUUUAUUUAAAAACACAAAACGCCAAAAAAAAAAAAAAAAAGGAAAAAAAAAAGGGAUCCUCGUUCGAUGGCGAUUGUCUCCUCUUGGGGUAAGGAGCCAGGGGGGUUCCCCCCGCCCGGCGGCACAUCCCACGGGUGGCAGCCGCCGGGAGGGCGACAGGAGCGGGGUGAGGGCUGCGGGUGUCGUGUCCCCCCCGGCGGGGCUGGUCCUCACCCGUGGGGCUGUCGAGCGGGGCGUCCAUCCCCCUAAAAUCAGGGCUUGCGAUGCUAUGCAAUAACGGGGGGCGGCGUUCAGCACCGCGGGCGCGGACAGCUCCGGCUCGGGGGACCGGGGUGGGUUUGUGGGUGCGGAGGGGAUGAAGGGGACCGGGGGGGGACACACGCUCUCUUUAUAUGUCGUUUGUGAAGCACUUUGAGAACCUGCGGGGCGAAGGGCACUUUAGGGGACGGCCACUGUUUCGGCUGUCGCAGGGACGGGGAUACCUGGAGAAUCCAUUUCCCUAUCUCCUCCAAAAAAAGGGGAGAAAAAGGUGACUGGGGGCUCGGGUGUGCAGGUGGAGGGGCAGCCGGGGUCCCCCGUACCCCAAGGCUCUUGGGGGGGCCAGGAAGGGCUCUCCCCGCUCCCGGUCUGGGGCCGUGCGGUGAUGCGCUCCCCCGGCUGCGCUCGCUUCCACACGGAUCGUUUACGGGGGGGGGAUUUUCAUCCAAAGACGGGUCCAGGCUUGCUGGGGUCCCCUAGAGGGAAGCCUCUGUAAUCACACGUGUUAUUCCGGAUGCUACCAGUUUAAUUUGCUUCAUCGGAGAAGCUAAAGCACCCUCACAUUCCUCUGCUGUGUCAUGUGCUUUGUGUGUUAGUGAGACCAUGAUGAAGUGUCCUUUACCUUGUGCUUUCUUUUGGCUGAGAAGUGGCAUAGUGUGUUCACUUAAAAAGCAAGCAAGAAACCCAGCAACCUUCAGAGAGAUGGCAGGGCUUGGGGAGAAGCAUCUGGGGUGGCUCAGAGUGCUCAGGUGCUGGGUGCUGCUCUGGGGCCCAGUGCAGUAGCAGCUCAAUGGUUGAGGCAGGAGACCCCUACCAGUGGUGUCACAAAUACGUUGCUUUCCUUUAAAGAUGCUGUAAUCUCCAGCAUCCAAAAUGCCCAUCUUCAAAGCAGGAGCUGGGUUCUGCUGCACCAUGGGCAUCACAGACCAAGGUUCCUAGCAACACCAUCCAAUGGCACUGCCACCACCAAAACAAGUGUGUUCAGGGGAAUGCUGUGGAAAACAGAAGUACCCCUACUUUGUGAGGUUGUAGUGCAUACAAAGCCAGUUUAUGGCUCGACACAGACACAACUGUGUUUUCUCUGUGGGUCUGUGCAAUGAAUUUCUUGCUCCUCAAAGCUAAGUGCACAUGGGAAAGCUAUGGAUCUCCAAAGCGUGCCUGGGGCUUGGACUUACUGCGUACCUUUGAAAGGUGGCCUGUCUCUUUGUUUUCAUUUCUCUCAUUUGAAUACCUUGGGCAAUGGGCAGUAGGCACCAUGUUGGAUCAGCGUAUGUUUUAAAGUAAAUAUAUAUAUAAGAAAGAAUAAUAUAUGUAGAAAUACUUUUCUCUGCUCAUUUUAUUUCUCUGGUUUCUGACAGCCAGGUCCCUGCAGUUUCUCAGUGUGAAAACUCAAGGCACAGUUAGUUUAGACCAUUUUUGAGAGAUUAUGAACAUUUUAAAACAUUUUUAUACAACCCUCUCUAGAAGACAGCAUUUGUUUCCCUGGGCAGCUCAUUUUGUAUCUUUAAAUGAAGUGUAGUAUUGACUAAUCAGCUCUAGAGAAACCUUGACAUGAAAAAGUUGCAUUUUCUUGGCUUUCCAGUCAAUUUCCUGUUGCUGAAGGUUUUGAUUUUAACCAUGUUCUUUUUAGAGUUUAAGUGUAUACUUGAAACUUGUCUCAGUUUGAGGGAUCUAUUGAUAAGCUCUAACAAAGGCAUACAAGGGUCGAUGUAAAAUCAUUUCCCUCCACAGCAAUAGGAGAAAGAUUUGGGCUGUGAGGAGCUAAAGCUGAGGAUACAGCCCCUACCAGAUAGUGAAGUCAGAGAGAAGGUGGAGAUGUCCUCACUGAAAUGCUUGGUGCUCACCCAAACACAUGUACAGCAACUUUGACACAGGCCAAGUGACAUCUGGUCCUUGCACUAAGGAGACUUUUAUUCUGCUGCACUAAUCCAACUCACAGUCAGUAUCAAGAUGUGGCACAAGUAUUCUGUGUGCUCAGAUUUAGUAUAAAAUGCUAAUCUAAUAUUUUUAAGUGAUGGUCUAGGAUCCUUCUCUUGGAGUCUGUUAAAGGUGGCCAUGGAGGUUGUUAAAACACUUGGUAAGCUUCAGGCAAAGUCUCAAGAGAUCUCUAAAGAAAUGUUGAUAAAUUGGCUUUUUGCAGUCUUUCCAUUAAAUAAAAAGAAAUGCAUUUUCUAGGUGAUUUUUCCUUUGCGGGUUUUCCUCUCCUUUUUUAUCAGUGAAAGAGAGGAAAACAAGGUGAAGUGAGGAAGAAGAUGAACAGGUAGAAGCUCCCUGCCAUUCACUGCGCUGCAGAAAUCUCUGACCAUUUUACUGCACAUUUGCUUUGGUGUUGUUUGUUUGGUGUGGUUCGUUUCUUUUACUGGAGGAAGUUUUGUGUGACAAUGUUGGAUAUCAGUGAGGAUGUUGGAUGUUGGAGCCUCCUUAUGUUGGACAUCAGGAGACCUAACUUAAGACCUUAAAAUAUCUGUCAAGUUAGCGAUGCUGUGUGCAGGGUGGGAGUGCCCUGGUGUUUGGUGUCCUUCAGUACUGGCUUUGGGACACGUUUAGUACAGAAUACAGAGCCUGACUUUGGAUGAGGUUGUGUUGCCAAAAGUAAGGAGCAGCUCCCAUGAAUGUAAUGGUAUCACAUGUGGAUGGGGUACCAACAAUGAGAGGAACACUGCAAAACAGAAGGGGUUUUCCAACACAUUGAAUCCUCCUAUGGCCACUCCAGGUGGAAACUGGGCCUGCUUGGAGAGGGAUGGUCAGAGCUUGAUUUGGGAAGACCUCCAUGUCCUCGUCCUGGUGAAUGGCCCAGAUCUUGCCAUUGUACCUUCAAAAACUGGGCUUUGCAAAUAGCUUUUGAUAAAAGAUGAAGGGCCAGGGACCUUCUGGGCCCUACAGGAGCUGAUCUACAUCUCCAGCAGCAGAACAAGCACAUUGUUCUGAACAAUUGGUUCUGAACAUUGGUUCUGAACAAUUACAUGUGGUAUCUAACCAACCCUAUGACAAAUAUCAGUGUAGCCACAGAAAUUAAUCCAAUGCUUAUUUGCUUAUUUAUUCAUAGGUUUCUGCUGGUCUUUGGCUUUUCUACCAUGAGUUGCAAGCAUAACAUAGGUAUGAAAUGCUUUCUGUGUCAGUAGUGGCUGUUUUAGUCGAGGGGAUGAGAAUAGGGUGAGGAGGAGAAAGAAAAGAGAAAACAUUCCUCAAAUAUACUGUGAAAAGGCCAGGGACAUCACUGGAUGGGACAAAACCACAGCUGCAUGAAUGCCCUGAGUUUCAUGGAGCUGUAUUAGGGGUGAGUGUGAGCUUGCGUGUUUACAACAAGAUCUUUUCCCUGUCCCAGCGUGUUUCAACUGAGAAAUGAUAUUUUUAAAAAGGCUGAUGAAAUGUAUAGACUCUGCCAACAAAAGGGUUUGGUUUUGUCCAGUUUUGUCCCGUUUUGUUCAGUUUGGGACUUUGAGCCAUGAAAACGCCUCUUUUUAACCAACUUAAUUUCAGUAACCAGCAGUAAAUAUCACAAGGAUCUCAGUCCUGAUGUGGCAGCCACAAUUUGUUCAUCUUAAGCAGAUUUUUAAUUGAACUUUGACUAAAACCCCAAGAAACCAUUACUGUUCUCAGUAGGUGAUGAAGUACCUCUUUCUUGUAGAGCAUCAAAAUUGGGGUGGGGACGUCUUGAAAAAGAUGUUGAUCUUGGUAAUCACUUGUAUUGAUGUGUACUGACCAGCAUUGAUGACUCACGUAAUUGUUAACAAUGAAUUAACAGCUCACUUUUAAUUGUCGGGAAUAACUGUUCAAUGCACAUGGUAUUUCUUUGUACUUGCAUUCAUUCACGUGCAACCUUUCCUCUCAGUGAGGUGGUCAAGCUGAUGACUUCGCAUGUAUCAUUUGUACCUUUUCUGUUAACAAAGCAGUUGCCUAUUGCAAAAUCCCCUGAGAGCCACCCUUCCUACUGUCCCUGCGUCCAUAGGAAUGGAACUUUCCCAUUCCCAUUGGAAAACUCUGCAAUACAGAACAUUAUAAGGAUAAAAUGGAUUUUCAGCAAAGACCCAAAUAAGAAUGGGUGGUCCAAAGCUCUUUUUUGUCCCUGGCUUUGAGGGAUGGGAAGAAAUUGUUUCCAACCCCAAGGGUAAUAGUUGCCUUCACAAAUCCUGCCUGAUAUGAAGCGGAAUUGUGUCUAAAGCAAGGUUAUUCCUUCACAAUUUGAGCAAGCUGCAGCACGCAGGAUGCUGGAUGUCUGGCAGCACAUUGUAUCAACAGACACUGAAAUCACAAGCACAGGUUUAUGGCCUUAUCGCAGGAUCUGGGAGCUGGAAAACAUCUGGCUUGUCCCAGGAAAGGCUCUUUUCUAACUGGGCAGUAUCUAGGAUGAGAGGUAGUGCUGGCCACUGGUGGCAAAGCAGGAGUCCCUUUGAGUCUGCUGCAGCAGGCUCUUGGCUCUGCUUUGCUUUUCCUUUACAUCAUGUAGAGAGUGAUGAGGAGUGGGCUUGUUCCUGAUGUCCCUUUUGAGUAGGUCAGACUCAGGCCCCAGGCAGGAAAGACAGCAUCCUCCCUAGAGAGUGAACCCUCUAGCAUGGAGGGAGUUGAUUAUCCCCAUUUCCAAUCCUGCUAUUCCCAGUCCUAUCUGCUUCUGCAGGAACAAGGCCAUUGCACAGCAAUCAGAACAGCAACUUAUUUUGAUGUGUUUUCAUUAACCUCGACUGGGAAAGUUGAUCUCAAUGAAAAAUGUACAGUUAUCAUUCAAUUCUGGUUAAAUCAAGCCCCUUCGAUGCACUUUAUGAACGAGUGAGAAAAAAAAAUGCUGUUAUUGCACUGUAUCUCUAUUGUGUAUAAUAUUAUACAUUCAUCUGUAAGAGUAAUUUAUUUUUAUUACUGUAAAUAAAACUGUUAAAGUGAUUUGUCAAGAGGAUAUCCAAAAAU